This is a messenger RNA of Bursaphelenchus okinawaensis, 1327 nucleotides long. NCBI's taxonomy places the organism in Eukaryota, Metazoa, Nematoda, Chromadorea, Rhabditida, Aphelenchoididae. The record is from the annotation of a GenBank genome assembly.
AUGAGGACAACAUGGCUGCCAUUGGAGUCGAAUCCAGAAGUUUUUAAUGAUGUAAGUUUUGAAUUUCAUUUCGCGAAAACUUUCUUUACAUUUUUUAUAGUAAAAUACGAAGAGUAAAUAAGGUAUUCUUUGAUUAAAGAAUUUUCUUUACAAAAUUUUGAAAUUUUUUCUUAUUUUUUCAAAUGAUUUUCUCUCAGUUUAUGACCAGAAUCGGAGUCAAAAAGGCCACCUGUGUUGAUGUAUACGGAUUUGACGAUGAAUCGAUCUCCUUCAUACCGAAGCCACAUUUGGCAUUGAUCUUGUGUUAUCCUGAUUAUGAAAAGGUAAGUAAAAUACGGGGAAGAUGCAGGUGUCAAGUUAAAUUGGUAAAAAUUUUGUUUACAGGGAAAAUGGCGAAAACUUUUUUUACAAAACAAAAAAUGGCAAGAACUUUUUUUACAAAACUGAACAUGGCGAGAACUUUCUUUACAAAACGAAGAAUGGAACGAAUUUUACUUACAAAACAAAAAAUUACAAAAACUUUCCUUACAAACCAAAAUAUGUUUUUCAUCGUAUAAAAUGUCACCCACAGGCUGCAAAAUUCUUUCUUUGCAUAUUUUUUAAAAUUUCUUAUAAUUUCAGGUCCAAGACAUUAUGAAGCCAAUCUACGAUAAGCUAUUCUCCGAUGGCAACACGGUACCGGACAAAAUUUUCUUCAUGGAGCAGAAAAUUGACAAUGCCUGCGGCACUUUUGCUCUGUUCCAUUCGAUCGCUCAGAAUACUGACAAAUUGGAUAUUGGCCAAGGAUCUUUCGCCAAAUGGUUUGAAGACGCCAAGAAGGUUGGUGUAGAUGAACGAUCGGAUCUGUUGGAGAAGUGCAAAGACAUAGCGGAAGCACAUGAAGCCUCGGCCGCAGUUGGAGACACUGACACGGAGGUGGUGAAACAUCAUUUCAUUACCUACUGUAAUGUCGAUGGAAUUUUGUAUGAAAUUGGUAAGUGUGGGAAUAGGGAUGAGCUAGGGGUAGGGUUAUGGAUAUGGGGGUAGAAGUAGAGGUAAGGAGGGUAGGAGUAGAAGUAUGAGUUGACGUAGAUUUUAAAUAGUAUGCAAUUUUUUAAAUUUUUCUCGUAUUUUACAAUAUUUUUUAAUUUUUUGCCUUACCAUGGUACAAAAGAUUUUCUAUUAAAUUUCUUGUUUUUUUUCAGAUUCAGAUCAGCCAUUUCCAAGAGCAUGUGGCAAAACGACAGAAGAAAACCUAUUGAAAGACGCUGGAGCAAUAGUCAAACAACUUAUGGACAAGUUGGGGAAUGUAUCGUUUAGUUGUUUGGCAUUGGUCGGCAAUUCAUAG